AUGUCGUCGGCGGAUCCUCGGACCGGCGAGCCGUCGUCGUCGCGGCGGAGGUCCGGGGACGGGGUCUGGCCGGAGCCCUUCGUGGAGGCGCUGGCGGUGCAGGUGGCGAUCGACGCCAGCAAAACAGGAGGGAGGCUCUCCGUUGCUCCCGCCGUCGUCGCCGUCUUCCAGGUAUCGCUCCUCCGUGGCCUCUCGACUGCCGGCUGCCUUUCCCUCUCCCAUCCGUCAUCUUAAUCUAGAGUCGUAGUAUUUAUCUCUGACAUGCCUAGCCGUGGAUGAUUCUCCAUCCUCUGCAUUUUCCUGUUGGAAUAGUUUGCUAGAGGAAUGAAUUUCUCCGACCUACGUCAACGGGACUAUAUAAGCACCUUCGAACCAAAAAAAGAAAAUAAAGAGAAUGAGAACGAAAUAGAUGGGAAUAACGCAAACACGAUCAUAGCGCAUGGCGCGGUGGCUGGACGUGGAUGGGUUGCUUCGAUCGAGAGGACCAAAUCGGAUCGUUUAUCUGUUCUCUACUUUCCCAUUUUCUUUCUUGUUCCUUUUCGUUCCUCUCUUAUCGAUUAUAGGUAAAAGUUUCCUCUCAUUUUAGCUAUUCUAGGUCGUAUAGCGUGCUUUCUUUAUCUUGUUACAUUCCCUGCGCCUGCCGAUUUUAUCAGAUCUCUGUUUCACUCCCUCCCUGUCUGUCUCUUCCUCCAUCUGUCUCUCCUUCUCUCUCUCUCUCUCCCCUGCCCUCCUUGCCCUAAGGUGGCUCCCUAGGUGUCAGUCCCCUCUGCCCUCUACAGAAUAACCUGUGUCCUCCACGCAGCCGAACUUAAGCCGGAGAAGACAAAGACAGUCGAAUUUGGGCUGCCCGCUUUACUGAUGUGAAGCGAAAAACACAAGUUCGCCUCUCGGUUUGAUCAUCCCCGCACAGUGGUCCUACUGUGGUUAUCGUUUAUCUGUGCUCACUCUCCGUAAGUCUGCAGUUGGCAUUACUUCCCUCUGCUCUUUUGUCUCUCUCCUCUCUCGCUCUCUCUCUCUCACGCUGUUCGGCCUGACAAGCUCGAGCCGAUGCGUCCUAUUAUCGGUUGAGCCUCUCUUUCUAUUGGAUUCUGCCUAAGUUCAAACUGCAUCUGACCGAUCGCUAUCGCGGGGUUCCAUCUCUCUUCUUCAAUUUUCCCUGGCAUUUAGAAGGUUAAUGGCGUGGAAAGAUGCACAAGGGAAUGCAACUGCCUUGGCACGGACAGCAGCAGAAGGUGCCUGGAUAGAUAGAAAUUCAUUCCAGUGCCAGACUCACUGCCCCAGCGACGCGAUAUCAGCUGCCAGCCCUGCUCCCCCUAACCUCUUCCGGCAUUACAGUUCUCCCAGCGUCCCUCUCCCUCCGAUUCUCUGUCUUCCUCCAUUUUUUUAUUGGCUUCUGAUCUGCGGUGCGUCAGGCCUACGCUGCAACGACCGAUAACUACUGUCCGUAGGUAGGACUCAGAGCUUGUCUCCCGUGGAAAAUGGAUGGUCUCGACCAUCUUACCUUCUAAUUUCAUUAACUCUCCUUCCUGAGGUCCAUCGUAGGCUAGCUUGGCUGCAUGCCCUCACGCCCCUCAAGGAACCUGAAACGGGCAACGCAAACAGCUACAGGAGUGAAACAACGUGAGCUCUCUCGAGCCUCACGUCCUCUGAAUCUCUUUGAUGCUCCACUCCUUUCAAUCCUGGAGCCAACUGUAGCCUUCCACCCGUCUGUAGCCGUGGUGGAGGGGAGCUCUGGGGAUUGAAAGCAGGGUCUGCUUGCUUAGCUGUGUACUUCUGGGUAGUUCCGUAGGGAGUAUCAGGUUAGCGGUUUGACAAUCUGACGGUGCCCUGGGGGGUUGGGUAUGGUACCAUUCCAUCAUCAGGAAGACCACUCCAAGUUGUUUUCUGAUUUCUUGAUCAACGAGCGAGGAUUCUCUAGAAUAAACAAACACCCGGGGUCAGCAUCUCCUGCUGAUUAUAAAUACACCUGCCCGGUGGUGACCUGUUUGUCACUCUCGGGGAGGCUUUGGGUGAGAUUCCUCGGAACUCGACGUGUUGGCGAAGCUGGGGACGGGAUCCGCCGUUCUUGCCGGCUAUGCGGGUAGACCCCCACCGCUUCCGCGACCCCACCGCACCCCUUCUCUUGGACCUAGUUUUUUUAAUACCCGCUCCCCUGGAUCAGAUCACAUCACGACUUCGCAUCCAACCUCCAACGCCCACGCCCAUCUUCGCCUGUCCCUCCAAUCUGCCACUCCUCUUCCGCUCUUGGGGUCUUCCGAUUGCCUCCAUCUUCGUUGCUGCGAGUUUUAAAAUCCCCCGUCUGUGGCCAUUCGGUCACGUGUGGAAGAUCGUCUAGUUUUUUAAGUUUCUCAUCUCGAUCGUUUAAUUUAUUGUCGUCAUCUAGCCCUACUCCUAUAGGAUGCGAUGAUCUUUAACAACACUCAGCCCCUCUUUGUCCCCCCAGUCAUUCCUAAACUCUCAGCCCUACUUUUAGGGAUUAAGACGACCCAUUGUCGAUCAGAUUCCAGAGUUCUCAGUCUCGCAAAAUGCUGGUAGAACCCUUCGCCCGCCAGUCCGACGACUCUCUCUCCAGCAGAAACAGUCAGAUGCUAUCUUAGGACUUGUGUUCUGCGAGGGAUGGAAUGAUUCGGAGCUAUAGGGGAACCUGCGUCCGUCCUCUCCUCUGGGGCACGGUACUACGUUACGCCGAUGCGUCUCUCCCAAUUAUCCAGUUCCCGAUUCUCCGUCUCGUCGUGUCGGCGAGGAGAGGGAGGGCAGGGCGUGACUGGAUUUGUCUCACGGAGAGAAAAAAGUAUCUUUUCUAGACGAAAAAUGAGACCUCUUCCUCGCGGUUACUUCCUCGCGCCGCUACUUUCGUCCCCGGUCUCUAAACGUGCAUCGGUCCAGCCCUCAUUGAUUGGACCUUGCGAUGUGAUCCAGAUUCCGAAGUAGUCGUCCGGAUGGGACUACUGAUAUUCCAAGACGAUCAAUGUCUUUAAACUCUCUCUAUCCUCUUUCUUCACCACCUCUGUACCUGUCGUCCUCGUCAUUAAGUGUAGGUACCAGGAGGGAAGGAUUAGACAGAACUGGGGUUGAGAACUAGGAAUUCCACCACUUUUGGAUUCGUAGGUCGAGGAGUCGCAUCGGUCUAGAGGCAGGUACGGCUUUUGCUUAGUCUGGUUGAACACGAAAAUGAUGACGAUCAAUAAACGUUAAGCAGUUGUCUGUUGCUUACGGUGAUUCAGCCAUCAAUUUUGUGAUGCUCGCGGGUCUCCGGAGCCGGAGAGGAAGAAGAGUGAUUUCUUGUUUUGCAUCGGCGGAUGAAGACGCCAUGAGAAGCCUCGGCCUCGUGAAUACGGCGUUGCGUCCCACAUCAAGGUGGUGAUACAAUCGUGGCCUUUUUCUUUUUCCACUUUUUUCCCACGGCUGAAUGGUGAAUGAAAAUUGAAGAUGCACAUAAUUUUGAGUCUGCACUUUCGUUUGCGCGUUUGUCAUAUUAUUAGUUAAAACUGUACUUCUUUUUUAGAUCUCAUGUAUCGGGUAUCUACCAGUCUAAACGGUAAUGGUCUUACAGAAGGAACGCAAUGAAUGUUAAUGUGAGGUAAUGUUUAGGAUCAGUUUGAUCCUAGACUAGAGACGGGGAUUUCUAAUCAUUAAAAUUUUCACACGCAUUCACUGGCUUUCUCUGAACAGUAUUCAUUCACUGCGCCUUGUUUACCGAUAUGUAUGCUGGAUUUCCCCUCAUGCCCCGCAUCUCUGAGAUAUCCUUCCCCCCACAGAAUCGCAUUCUCAGUACUCCACAACGGCUGUGACCAUUGCUCUUCGUGAUGGCAGAAAUCAAGGGUCGGCUUGAGUUUUCCUCAUUCAGAUGUUCCAUUCUUAUGAGCAAUUGAGCCCUCUCCUGUCUAGUCGUCGCUCCCUCCUUUAAUCAGAGCAGUGAUGGCAGCCCUGUCCACGGUUUGAACCUUGUCUAACCGGCAGGGGUAUACCCCUCUCGGGGGCCUUCAAAUAUCUAGAUUUAUGGUGCACCAUUGUGUUAGAUGAAGGCGUCUGAAGUGGUGUACGGCAUGGCCCCGUGAUUUUCUGUGCAGGUGUGCAGCUCGUGGCGGGCCAUCUCCCAAUCCGAGCUCCUCUGGCAGAGCCUAACUCGGCGCGUCUGGUCGCGCGAGCGGCGGCGCCUCCUGACAUGGCGGGCCGAGUACGCCCACUGCCACCGCACGGGCCGAAAUUUCCGGCUGCGACACUGCGUGCACUCCACCGUCUUCAUCGACCCCACGCUGGCCUGUCGACGGCUCUCCCUCUCGGACCGCCACCUCGCCGCCGGCUUCCUCGACGGCUCCGUGCGCCUCUUCGACCUCUCCACCGCCGACCUGGUGGCUACCUACCUUCCCCACCCCGGAAGGGACAUCCUCGGCAGCUUCUCCCAGUCCAUCUCCGGCGUCCUCCUCGACCGGGCCUCGCGGCUUGUCUACGCCUCCCAGGACGGCGACAUACACGUCGCCUCCACCCUCAACGGCGCGGUGCACGCCGCGCGGCGCGUGCGGGUGGGCAACGCCGUGGAGGACGGCACGCUGGUGGACUUCGCGGGCUGCGACCGGUGGUGGGUGGGCCUCUUCGCCGGCGUCCCAGGGCGAUCGCUCCACGUCUGGGACGGCGACACGGAGGAGCUCGCCUUCGUGGGCGGGUCGCUGACCGAUCCCGACGCGGUCAUCGGGUGGCACAUGUUCACCGAUUCGGGAGGGCCAGUGGGGCGGGUCCGAUUCUCCGACCCGGCGACCAUUGUCGGCUGCACCGGCUCCAGAUUGCAGGUCCUCAGUCUGGACGACCCGGAGGUCGUCCUCGCCGAGCACGGCUUCCGGCGCGGUGCCGCCGUGGAGGCGGUGGACGCCUGCGACGGGCGCGUGAUGGUGGUCAACGGCCAAGGGAUAGCGAAGGUGAGCGCGGCGCGUACGCUGGAGGAGGUGUGCCGGUUUAACACGAUAAGGAGGCGGCCGGCCGGUGUGCAGCAGCAGGCACCGGUGGGGGAGAGGCCAGUGGGCUGCAUGAACUGGGGCUACGCCGUCGUGUGCGGCCCCGACGGCGGCGUCAGGCUCUGGGAUGCUCUCACCGGGGAGUACCUGUACACGUUUAGGGAAAGAAUCGCGGGCAGCGCCGGCGCCGUCGCAUCCGACGACCGGCGCGUGGCCGUCUGGUGCGGCGAGACGGGCCUCCACCUUUGGGACUUUGGCCAGUUGUAG
This is a messenger RNA of Spirodela intermedia, 5216 nucleotides long. Lineage: Eukaryota; Viridiplantae; Streptophyta; Magnoliopsida; Alismatales; Araceae. The record is from the annotation of a GenBank genome assembly.